AUGUGUUUUUUGUUCUGUCUUCAGUCCAGCGAAGUCCAGACUGACUCUGAUGAGGAGAAACCUUCAGCUUUCCAUGACACCAACAAAGAUAAAGGGUUCCUGAAUGUUCUGAUGAACUGUCAGUGGCAGAACUUACUGUGUCAGGUUGAGGGUGGAGUCCUCAACAUGUUCGGAGAGGACAUCGAGAAACAGGAGGAAGGGGAGAGGCGGUCGCCUCAGUACACGGUCCAACUCAGAGGCUGUGAGGUCGGAGCCGGGGCAGACAAAGGCCACGCCAACAGGAUCUCACUGAGCAUGCUCGGUGACCAGGUAGCUGUGCUGGAGGUGAGCUCAUCAGAGGAAAAACAAAAAUGGCUGAAGCUGUUGCAGGACGGGGCUGCUGGUCAUGGUUGUCAAGACAAAAACACUCAGGAGCAAACAGGAACUGCCCUGAGCGGCCUGCAAACUCGCAGAUUUCCCGCCUCCAACACCUACAUGGACGAUCCCUUCUGCCUGAGCAGAACCAUCAGAAACCAGCCCGUCUACUCCAACUCCUCCUUACUGGAACCCAUGCUUCACAGCUCUCAGGAUUCAGUUCACCGUAACUCGAUGGCCUCCAGGGACUCUGUGACCUACAGCAACACGGUUCUAAGCGGCGGCAGCAACACAAAGGCGGCAGCAGUGCAGCGCGACGUCCAGAAACUGAAGCUGGUUGACGCACCGACGGUGCAGCUGAGAACCGGUUCUGAAGCCAACCUGGUGUCCGCUGUGAGGCGAAACAAACGCACCUCCUUCAGGCAGUCUCUGGCCAUCUGCACUGAGCGUGCUCAGGCGGGUUUCCUGAACCCUUUGCUGCGACGGACGGCCUCCGCUAAAAACUCGCUGCGGCGAGCUCCUUCGGCGCUCUUCAUUGAACACGGAAAGGUUUUCCAGAGGAAAAAGGAAUGGGAGACCAAAGCUGCAGCCUGAUGUCCUCAAUCAGGUCCACCAUCUACAGCCUGACAGGAAAAUCAGCGUCACUAAAAGGCCUCUGAGAAGCUCUCUGCUCGGAUUGGUCACUUGGACUUAAACACCGUUUUUACACACCGAAGAAACCAGGUUUUCUCUUUAAGGGAUUUUCAGAUUCAAAUGUUUAUUUUCCUCAGGAUCAGAAAAACCUUCAACUUUUCUUGAGCGCCGUCCCUUUAAGGCCGCCGUCCAUCUACUUCUGUUUGGAGAAUAUUUAAAUCCCAGUGAGGAGCUGGGAACAGAUGAUAACUGGGAACACUGAUUAGCGAUGAACAGAGGCUAGGGGCCCCGGCUGCCAGGGGCCCCGGCUGCCAGGGGCCCCGGCUGCCAGGGGCCCCGGCUGCCAUGGGCCCCGGCUGCCAGGGGCCCCGGCUGCCAGGGGCCCCACAGGGACACAUGAAUAAACCUCUACUUGUGCUGGUACGUAUUCGGCACAUAAUACAGAAAUGUUCCAAACGGUGCUAAAUGCUAAUGCUAGUGAAUAACAGGAACCUGAUGCUGUUGGUUAAAGAGGGUAUGGCAACCCCAUGUAUCAUAUAAUGGGGACCAAUUAAUUAUUUAUUGAGAAGUAAACAAUAUCAUCCUAACCCACAAAAAUAUUUUACAUACUAAUUUUUAAUACAUCUUUUUAAGGCUGUAAGUAAGGUCAAAUUAUAUAAAAACAAAUUUUUUCAGGCCAAAGUAGAUUUGAACCUUCUAUGACGGAGUAUUAGGGCCAGGCUAGACAUUUUUUAUUUUUUAUUUAUUGUUGAGAAUAAAGUUGUAACAUUACCAGAAAAACGUUGUAACAUUACGAGAAUAAAGUCUUAAUAUUAACAGAAUAAAGUCGUCUUCUUGGAAGAGAUGUCAUAAAAUACAACUUGUUUCUCAAUUUUAGCACUUCAUUCUUUUAAUAUUAAGACUUUAUUCUUAUUUUACAAUUUUAUUCCCGUAAUGUUACAACUCUACACUCGUAAUUUGAUGAUUAUUCUUGUUGCGACUUUGUUCUCGUAAUUUUAUGGCUUUAUUCUCGAAAUAGAGGAAAACUACAACUCGACAUUCUCAACCUUCAGCCGAGAUCAGGUUGAUCUGCAGCUGGAAGAAAAAGGGGUCGAUGAACCAACUGUGGGCCCCUCUUCUGCCCUGGGCCCUAGAAUCACCAGAUCUGCCUCUGGGGACUAAAUAUGUGAAACUCUGCUGCCUUUAAAAAAACAGAAAACAUCUAAAUUAACAAAAUGGUUUGUUUGGUUAUCUGUGUUUUUCUAACAUCAAAAACUGAGGACCAAUGGCUGGACAGGAAAUGACAUCAUAAGCCUUCCUACACUGUAAAUAGUUUAGGAAUUAAACUCAACCAACCAGGCUUUGCUUUUAAAUUUUCUAAACUUUGAAUUGUAUUUUUCUAAGGAAGAGGAUUGAGGUCACUGAAAAAAUAAAAAAUGUAACUGAUUUUAAAAUUGUAUUUCAGUAUAAUAUGAGAAAAAGAAAAAUUCUGACAUUAUCUCAGAAUUCUGACUUUUUUCUUAGAAUUUUGACUGAAUUCUAACAGCUAACAAACGUGUUAGCAUCCAGCCGUAGCCGUGUCUGUUUUAGAGACCAGACUAGCUCUCUUGUUUUAAUCACCUUCUGCUCUUCCAUUAAUGAAAUAUAAUCAGCAGGGACCCUCAGGGACGGAAAAAGACUAAUAACUAUCUGAGCCUAAUUCCAUCAUUUCCACCAAUGUGUUCCUGUUCCUCCUAAACAACUCACAUCUUUGUCAAUGAAGCUGAGUGCUCCACAUCUCUACCUUCAUCUACA
Cyprinodon variegatus (sheepshead minnow) is the source of this 2760-nucleotide messenger RNA. Its product is annotated as actin filament-associated protein 1-like 1. Gene Ontology annotation, biological process: regulation of mitotic cell cycle; inflammatory response; positive regulation of epidermal growth factor receptor signaling pathway. Gene Ontology annotation, cellular component: cytosol. Gene Ontology annotation, molecular function: SH3 domain binding; SH2 domain binding. The record is from RefSeq and is a predicted model, not a curated record. Lineage: Eukaryota; Metazoa; Chordata; Actinopteri; Cyprinodontiformes; Cyprinodontidae. The transcript is spliced from 8 exons. The coding region runs from base 1 to 948 and encodes 315 amino acids.